Messenger RNA from Symbiodinium sp. CCMP2592, 186 nucleotides. The record is from the annotation of a GenBank genome assembly. NCBI's taxonomy places the organism in Eukaryota, Dinophyceae, Suessiales, Symbiodiniaceae.
AUGGAGUCCGGGCAGGCUGGGCGCAACAUCUCCAUGAUGCCCCCGAACAUCCAGCCCUACCAGGCGAGCAAUCGGGGAGCUGCCACGAGUACGACCUCGAAGGCAGCACGUGAUGCCUGGCAGAAGAAUGCCGCCAUCGCGGCCGGGAGACUCGGGAUUCUCGGUGUUGCAGGGGUGGAUCGGUAG